Paramecium pentaurelia is the source of this 1332-nucleotide messenger RNA. The record is from the annotation of a GenBank genome assembly. Lineage: Eukaryota; Ciliophora; Oligohymenophorea; Peniculida; Parameciidae.
AUGAAUUCUGAAAUAUAUCUAGUUAAGUAAAAUCAACUAUUCUGGCAUUCUAAACUUUUAUCCACUAAUCCUGUAACAUUACAAAUUCGUUCUGGAAUUCUUAAUACUAAUUGGGAAAAACCUGAUAAUCUAUAAAUUGAACUCAAAAAAUAUAAUACACUUUAAGAAGGAAUCUUAGAUAUAGGUGAAAUGCUUAAACUAAAACUUAGACAAGGAUAUCAUGAAAUUAAACCUUCAGAAAUUGUCAAAACUUAUGAAUAAAUUAGUUUUCCUGAAGCUGAAUAUAAAUAUGAAUUAGAUUUGAAAUACAAACAAUUUCAAUAAUAAAAAGGUGAAAUUGAUGAUAAAUAACUUACUAAAAAAGAAUAAAUUGUAUAAAAAAUUGAAAGAAAAUAAAAAUUAAGAUAACCAGGAUUAGGAUUACCAGAUAAAUCAUGUUCUGAACUUUUAGAUGAUGCUACUUAAGGUAGAUUAAUCUCAGUAUGGCCAAAAUAUAAAAUGAGACCCAAUCUUGGAGAAAAUUUAGGACUUGGUCCUACUUUUUCAAAAAGUCAAAGAAUAUCAUGUUUAUUAGCUUCUAAUUGGGCUGUAUCAAUAGAUCCAAAAGGCUAUUAUAUGAGUGAAAAAUUAGAUGGAAUGAGAAUGAUUUGGACAGGAAUGGAGAUGUUUACUAGAAAUGGAUAUUCAUUAAAGUUUCCAUCCUAUUUUAUAGAAGGUUGGCCAACAACUUAUUUAGAUGGAGAAUUAUGGAUAAAUAGAGGAACAUUUAACAAAGUCUUAACAUCAGUUAGAAAAAGAACAGCAGAUCCAAAUGCUUGGAAGAUAAUCAAAUAUAUGGUAUUUGAUGCUCCAUUUCUUUAAGAACCAUUUAGUGAUAGAUAUGCAAAAUUAAAGAAAGCUAUUGAAAAAAUAAAAAAUCCUCAUCUUGUUUAUGUUCCUCAUAAAAUUUGUAAAGGGUAAGAACAUUUAGCAGAAGAACUUGCAGAAGUUUAGAAUAAUGGUGGUGAAGGUUUAAUGUUAAGAGAUCCUGAUUCUUUAUAUGAUGGAACUAGAUCAAAAAGUUUAUUAAAAGUUAAAUCAUCUUUGGAUGCAGAGGCUGUAAUCAUAGAUUAUAUAGAGGACACUCAUAUGAAGAAAGAUGAUGUUUUAGGAGGGUUUUUAGUUCGUAAUGAAGAAGGAUUAGAAUUUGAAGUAGGUUUGGGAUUGAAGAUUGGGAUUAAAAAACAAAGACCUCCAAUAGGUACAAAAAUAACAUAUAAAUAUUGUGGAUUAGCAGAAAAUGGUUAUCCUAAAUUUCCAGAAUUUGUAAGAUAAUAUCCAUAAGAUAUUUGA